AUGACUAAACCAGUUUUGACCAAAGCAACUUUUUCAAUUCAAGAUGGACCCUCGUACGAAGGUUACUCGUUUGGUGCCAACAAGUCUGUGGCUGGUGAAACCGUAUUCACAACCUCACUAGUUGGAUAUCCCGAAUCGAUGACCGACCCCUCGUACAAGGGCCAAAUUUUGGUUUUCACGCAACCAUUGAUUGGUAACUACGGUGUGCCUUCGGGCGAUGCUCGCGAUGAAUUCAACCUUUUGAGAUACUUCGAGAGCCCCCACGUCCAUGUCGUAGGUAUUGUAGUUGCCGAGUAUGCGUGGAGAUACUCUCACUGGACUGCAGUGCAAUCGCUGGCCGAAUGGUGUGAAAAGGAGGGAGUCGCGGCAAUAACUGGUGUCGAUACUCGUAGUGUGGUUCAGUACUUGAGAGAACAGGGUUCCUCUCUCGGACGCAUCGUGGUUGGCGAUGACACUGCACCAGCAUACGUCGACACUAUGAAGCAACACUUGGUCUCUAAGGUUUCGACCAAGCAGCCUUAUUACAUCAAGGCUGGAAGCAAUGUUGCCAAUCCAGCCAAUAUUGCACUCAUUGACUGCGGUGUCAAGGAAAACAUCGUCAGAUCUCUAGUCGCCAGGGGCGCCAACGUCACUGUAUUCCCUUACAAUUUCAGAAUCCAAGAUGUCGCAGCUCAAUUCGACGGUGUGUUUAUCUCGAACGGUCCAGGUAAUCCUCUUUCAUGCUCUGAUACCAUUGAGAACUUGAAGGAGCUAAUGAACGACUCAAAGCUUGUCAAGUUACCAAUUUUCGGUAUUUGUUUGGGCCACCAGUUGCUAGCUUUAGCCUCCGGUGGCUCUACCACCAAAAUGAAGUACGGUAACAGAGCUCACAACAUCCCUGCCUUGGAUCUAACCACCGGCCAAUGCCACAUCACCUCACAAAACCAUGGUUAUGCGGUGGAUGCAGAUUCGCUUCCGAAGGAUGAGUUCAAGCCUUACUUCAUUAACUUGAACGAUGGUUCCAACGAAGGUAUGAUCCACGUCUCUAGACCAAUUUUCUCCACCCAAUUCCACCCAGAGGCAAAGGGCGGUCCAAUGGACACUGCAAUCCUAUUCGACAAAUACUUCAAUGAUAUUGCCAAAUUUAGAGCUGCUAGAGACAGAAAUUUGAAGACUGUUGUUCAAUUUGAAGUUCCCGUCCAUUCUCUUGCCACUGAAAGGGUCUUGUAG
Lachancea fermentati is the source of this 1209-nucleotide messenger RNA. NCBI's taxonomy places the organism in Eukaryota, Fungi, Ascomycota, Saccharomycetes, Saccharomycetales, Saccharomycetaceae. The record is from the annotation of a GenBank genome assembly.